Messenger RNA from Closterium sp. NIES-65, 1443 nucleotides. Lineage: Eukaryota; Viridiplantae; Streptophyta; Zygnematophyceae; Desmidiales; Closteriaceae. The record is from the annotation of a GenBank genome assembly.
AUGAUGGAGCCUCGCACGAACAUCAACAGUCUCUCGGACGACCUUCUCUUUGCGAUCCUGAGGCAGUCGUUCGAGCAAUCCACUUCAACAUCGCCGUUUACCAAGCUAGAGGAGCUGCUCAUCACUGAGUGCAGUGAACUGGAGACCCUUCCUGACGACGUCAGAGACUUGGUGCCAUGUCUUCGCAAGCUGACCAUGCAAGAUUGCUAUUCUUUCUCUCAUCUGCCUGAAACUUUUACUUCUCUGAGCCGGUUGGAAGAGCUCAUCGUCUCUAUCUCUAACGAAUUUGCAUUACCUGAUAGCUUUGGUCACAUGCCUGCCCUCAAGCUGCUGGUGCUGGAUGCAAUGGAAAUUCUUGAUCUCCCUCCUUCCUUUAGCCAUCUCACAUCUCUUGAGGCUCUCUUCUUUAAUAAGUGCUAUGAACUUUCUGUGCCGGCAGGUUCCUUCUCUCUCAUGGCCCUCAAGGCGCUCUGCUUUUCGGACUCGCAGCAUCUUGCAUUGCCGGAGGACGUUGGGGUCCUUGCAACUCUGAAAGCUCUCAGGUUGCAUGACUGCCAGCGCAUUCCCCUCCCGACUUCAUUCACCCAGUUGUCUUCCCUCACGAGCCUUGAGCUGAAUGCAUGUGAUGGAGUCCAGCUUCCUGACGCCUUGGGAGAGUUGAUCGGCAUACAGGAGUUGAAGAUCAUCAAGAUUCCAACCAGCACGCUUCCUAGCUCGCUCACACGUCUUACAAGACUUCAGACCUUGGAGGUCAGACUUUGCAAGUUACUCUCGGAAGUACCCUCGAGGCUGGAUACUCUCGUGAGGCUGAAGAGGUUGGAGCUGACAGAGUGUCGGCAGCUGAAUGGACCCCCUACCGCCCUGCCCCCUUCUCUUGAGACCCUCAACUUGGGGCCUUUUAGGAAAGGCUCUUUCCAUGUGGUGGACAUUUCUAUGCCAUCGCUGCUGAGGGUGCUGAAGCUGAACUGCGUCAACGUGGAAUGCGGGCCUGCAGUGAGCUGGAGGCUGUCGUGUGAGGAGCAGCUCGAGCAGCUGGGCUUAUAUUCUGAAGGAGAAGGUCGAGAGCUCCCGCUUCCUUCGACUUUCCUCCCUCACUUACGCAACUUGAUGAGUGAGCAGCUGGAGAUGCUGAAGCGGCUGGAGAAACUCGAGCAGCAGAAGCACAUGGCGCAACUGGAGCAGCUGGAGCAGCUGGAAAUGCACUUAGAAGGUAGCAAUCCGAAGCUACCAAUCCCAUUGACAUUUCUCCCUCGCCUACGCAGCUUGCUGAUAAAGGCACCUGCAGUCCGCAGCCUCCCAGGAAACAUGGGAACGGUGUUGCCGCAGCUGCGUCAGGUGGAGCUGCUUUCUUGGUCACCGGAGGAGCUGCGAGAAAGCAUUUGGGGGCUCAGCUCGCUGACGUCACUCAAGCUUCACGCACCUCAGCUGGUGGCGCUACCUUGA